Messenger RNA from Charadrius vociferus (killdeer), 374 nucleotides. RefSeq names its product alpha tubulin acetyltransferase 1 (gene ATAT1). Gene Ontology annotation, biological process: alpha-tubulin acetylation. Gene Ontology annotation, molecular function: tubulin N-acetyltransferase activity. Lineage: Eukaryota; Metazoa; Chordata; Aves; Charadriiformes; Charadriidae. The transcript is spliced from 2 exons. The annotation marks the transcript as partial. Gene Ontology annotation, cellular component: microtubule. The record is from RefSeq and is a predicted model, not a curated record.
GACCGUAACGGUGCCCACAACGAAGCGGAACCGCUUUGCGUCCUGGAUUUUUACAUCCACGAAUCGGUGCAACGCCACGGUUACGGCCGGCAGCUCUUCCAACACAUGCUGCAGAGCGAGAGGGUGGAUCCCUGGCGUUUGGCCGUCGACCGCCCCUCCGAGAAGCUCUUGGCUUUUCUCCGCAAACACUACGGCCUCAGCGAUGCCAUCCCACAGGUGGGGGACAUCCGGGACACCCCUGAGCUGGCCCCCUCACCCUCCUUGGGUGCCCCCCACCCUCCCUGGGGUGCCCCACACCCUCCUGGGGUGGCCUCGACCACCUCCUGGGGUGGCCCCUUCCGGCUGUUUGUUGCCGGUUUUGGCUCCGAGGAGGG